Malassezia pachydermatis is the source of this 2925-nucleotide messenger RNA. RefSeq names its product src1-involved in sister chromatid segregation. Gene Ontology annotation, molecular function: chromatin binding; palmitoyltransferase activity. The record is from RefSeq and is a predicted model, not a curated record. NCBI's taxonomy places the organism in Eukaryota, Fungi, Basidiomycota, Malasseziomycetes, Malasseziales, Malasseziaceae. Gene Ontology annotation, cellular component: nuclear inner membrane. The transcript has 3 exons. Bases 1 to 2925 code for a protein of 974 amino acids.
AUGGCCGUCCUCGCGCCGUGGGGGCGACGGUCUGCCCGCCGUGCGCCUCGAGGUGUGUACGCGUCGCAGAUGGCCGAGGCCAACUUGUAUACGUGCUGGAACGGCCGGCUGCUCACGUCGAAAGAUGCGCCAUAUGCGAUUGUCGUGACGAGUGUGUUGAUCGUGGCGUUUCCGGCGUGUUGGCUGGCAUGGGAAGCGCCGUAUUUGUCGGACGCUGUGAGUAUUGCGCCUGUGGUCCUGUUUGUGUACUUUUGGCUGAGUGCGAUGGCGCAUAUGAUUGUGACGGCCUUUACGGACCCAGGCAUUGUGCCGCGCCACUUGGAUCCUUCACCGGAGCGAGAGACUGCGUCGUCGUCUGCGCCGUUCGCGAUCGAGGCGCCUGUGUUUGAAGCCAAAGACAAGCUGAUCCCGCUAGAGCGGGUGGACGACGGAGGCGACGCGUCGCUCGGGACCAUGACGACGAUCGUGUCCAAAUGGUGCACGACUUGCCGUACCUAUCGGCCACCACGCUGCAGUCAUUGUCGCUCCUGCGAUAUGUGCGUGGAUGGCCUGGAUCACCACUGUAUAUUUUUAAAUGCGUGCGUGGGCCGCCGGAACUAUACGUCGUUCUACGCCUUCUUAUGCCAUGCGCUCGGCCUGUUCUUCGUCGGGCUGGUCGGAUGCAUCGUGAAGCUGUACUACCUAGCAGCGCCACGCACGCCUGCCCAGGCGCGGCCACGAGGCACGUCGCAGCGUGGGUUUGUACAUGCGCUGCAGAAAAGUCCCGAAAGCGCCGUGUUUUUCCUGCUGGGCGUGAUUUGGCUUACUCCCGUCCUGUGCUUGUGGACGUACCAUACGUGGCUGCUAUGCCAAAAUCGGUCGACCGUCGAGCAAAUCCGGCUGGAAACGACGGACCAUAUGUACGAUGUACAGCGUGUGCCCGGCACAGCAUGGGAACACACCGCUGUAGCGCGUGCGUGUGCCCAUGUCUCUGCGCGUGUACGCAACUUGGUCGUCCCGGCCGACUUUGCCACGCCGCUCGAUGCACCGAGCGACGCGCCGCUUGGGUUCGCGCGCACCAAACCGGCCAUGCCGCGUGCCUGUGGACCUCCACAGGAUGAUCGUUUUCUUGUCGGUCCGACGACGACCAGGCAGGAACGUGGCACGCCCAGCAUGCGCCUUGACGCUACGAUCGAUGCGUCCAAGCUGCGUGUCGUCGAUCUCCGCUCGAUCCUCGUUGACUUCGGCGUGCCAGUCCCGAGAAAUGCCCGCAAAGCCGCGUUGGUCGAAGCGUUUGAGGAGCACGUUCGACCUCGCCUGAGCGCCGACACGAAACCUGCGGCAAAGAGCCCUGCUGCAUCCAAGUCGGACAUGUCCCACGACUUGAAACCCGCCUCGAUUGGCAUUGGCGCUGCCGGGAUGCGCACCACGUCUGUGUCUCCUCUAGCUACGCCGCCUGUGCUGGAUAUUCGGUUCUCUGACGACAAUCCGUUCCAAGCAUCGACGACGCCCAAGAAAGAGCGGUCCUCGUCGCCACUGAUGCACGACGUCAUGCGUGCGCCACAGACGACGCCGCCGACGCACGCUGCCGUGCAUACGCCACGAGCGACACCUCCCACCCACGCAGCCGCGCAUACGCCACGGACGCACGCCACGGUAGGCACGCCCCGCACGCCUUAUACCCGCACGCCGCAGCAGGUGCAGCACAUCGCCGCGCAAGCGGCCUCGCGUGCCAAGACAUCGGCGCACGACGACGUGCCCAGCGUGAUCCCACCGAUCACGACACAAGUGCGCGAGCGUUGGCGUCCGCUUCUUGUGCGCUGGGCCCUGUGGAUGUGCGCUGGCGUCUGGCUAUGGUACUGCUGGCGGACGCGGCAGGCUGGGUACUGCGAUACCUCGACGCCGCCUUCUUUGCCCUUGUCGGCAUGGGACGCACUGACCUCGCCGCCCUGCACGCCAUGCCCACCGCACGCCGUGUGUGCGCAGGGCCAAGUGACAGCAUGUAAGUCAGCGGACUAUAUGCGGGAGCAGCCAUGGCAGGCGCAAGUGCCGGGCCUGGCGCAGAGCCUGCCCCUUGCGUGGCGCGCCGAGCGAUGCGUCCCAGACACGUACAAACUCGUGCUAGCCUCGGACUUGGCCGAUGCGAUGGUCGAGUACUUGGCCGAGUGGCAUGGCCAAGUGCGAUGCCAGCGUGCGGCGCCGAUGGACCGCGCGCCUGCGCACAAGUUGGGCCGCAUUGCCGUCUCGGAAAUGACGCUGCGCAACAUUUUGUAUGAGCGGGUGAUGGACACUAUGGACUAUACGACGUUCUCUACCAUUUGGGACAUGGCCACAGCCGGCCUGCUGGAGCAUGCGCCACACGAUAUGAUGGCGCUUACGUCCGACUACGAACGCUGGUUCCUCUCGCCACGGGCGAAAAUGCCGGUGCUCUGUCGCUUGCGUCUGUAUGUCCUCACAUGGCUCCUCCGCCACCGCACGCGCCUGCUCACGUCGUUUUUCGCACUUGCGCUGGUGUGGUACGUAUCGCGGCGUGUGCAGCAGACGCGCACACGCCAGGCCCAUAUCGCCGCGUACGCACAGCAGGUGUGGGACCGCUUGCACGCCCAGGCGGACCGCGCUACGCGCGAAGGCGAGCCACGGGGCCUGCCAGUGACGCACUUACGCGAUAGUCUCUUGCCGGCCGACAUGCCGCCUCGACCGCGGCAGCAGGUUUGGGCGCACGUCGCCAAGGUCGUGGAACGCAAUGCCAAUGUCCGUGCACGCCAGGCGCAGUGGCAUGGCGAGUGGCAGCGCGUAUGGGAAUGGAUCGGCAUGGCCUCCGCGCCCGCCACGCCCACGCCGCCAGCACAGCCUACGUCGCGUGCGACGACCGAUGCAUCGUCGCAGGUGCCUACGUCCCCCCCACGGCAGAGCGCGUCGCCAGCGCCGCGCGCGUCCACGCCGUAG